CUCAGUACCUUCCUCUACCAGCCGCAUAGUAUGAGCUCCCUUAUCUCCGAGCAGACGCAGAACGAUACAGAUGGUUUCAUUAGGGUAUCCCGCUUCAUGCUGACCGAAGCUGCUGUUGUCUAGGAACAUUCUCCCCCACUGUUAGCGGUUGUGUAUUUUUUUUUUUGGAUGCGCCAUGCAAUCUCGUUGGUGGAGUUGUGGCAGUCGGCUGGUGGCAUGGACGUGGGUUUGGAGUGUGGCAUUGCUCGGAGCGUGGUGCAUCCCCGCAAAUGAAGUGAACCUGCUGGAUUCUCGCUCUGUGAUGGGAGACCUUGGAUGGGUGGCCUAUCCUAAGAAUGGGUGGGAGGAGAUCGGGGAGGUAGACGAGGACUAUGCUCCAAUCCACACUUACCAAGUGUGCCGCGUCAUGGAGCAGAACCAGAACAACUGGCUCCACACCAACUGGAUCCUGACUGAGGGAGCCCAGCGGGUCUUCAUCGAGCUCAAGUUCACCCUAAGAGACUGCAAUAGCCUGCCCGGGGGAGUGGGGACCUGCAAGGAGACGUUUAACAUGUAUUACUACGAAACUAACGGGGAUGACGACGAAAUGGAGGAAGGAGAGAUGAGAGAUGGAACGGGGAUGACGGAGGAGGAAGACAGGGCAAUGAAGGAGAGCAGAUACAUCAAAAUCGACACCAUAGCAGCUGAUGAGAGCUUCACCGAGCUGGAUCUGGGGGACCGCGUGAUGAAGCUCAACACUGAAGUCCGCGAUUUAGGUCCCUUGACCCGGAAGGGCUUCUACCUGGCAUUCCAGGAUUUGGGGGCCUGUAUUGCUUUAGUUUCAGUGCGUGUUUUCUACAAACGCUGCCCGUUUCUGGUCAAGAGUUUGGCCGAGUUCCCCGGCACCAUCCCGGGCUCAGAGGCCUCGCAGCUGGUGGAGGUAGUGGGCCGCUGCGUCAAUAACUCCCUGCCUCUGUAUGAGCCUCCCAGGAUGCAUUGCAGCACGGAGGGAGAAUGGCUGGUGCCCAUCGGCAAGUGUGUGUGCCAGACAGGAUUUGAGGAAAUCAACGGAUCCUGUCAAGUCUGCAAAGUGGGGUUUUACCGUUCGCUGCUGGAGUCUUUGGCCUGCAGUAAAUGUCCACCCCACAGUGUGGCCAGGCAGACAGGAGCCACUGCUUGCAGCUGUGAAGAUGGAUACUAUAAGAUUGACUCUGACCCUCCCAAUAUGGCCUGCACACGCCCUCCCUCUGCUCCACGUAAUGCCAUUUCCAAUGUCAACGAGACUAGCGUUUUUCUGGAGUGGUCAGUCCCCAUGGAAACCGGUGGCAGGAAGGAUGUGCGCUACAACAUCCUGUGCAGACGGGUCUUGCCAGAUGGAAGGGGCUUGGAAGAAUGCGGCCCCAACGUACGUUUUUUGCCACGCCGCAUCGGCGUGUCAAACACCUCCGUGAUGGUGGCCGACCUGCAGUCACACACCAACUACAGCUUUCUGCUGGAGGCUGUCAAUGGGGUGUCAGAGCUGGCCAAAGACCACGCAAAGCAGUAUGUGUCACUUAAUGUGACAACCAAUCAGGCAGCACCCUCCCCAGUGAGUGUGGUGAGAAAAGAUCAUACUGGAAAGAGCAGCAUCGCUAUUUCUUGGGCGGAGCCUGAUCGCCCCAAUGGUAUCAUCCUGGAGUACGAGAUCAAGUAUUUUGAAAAGGAGCAGGACUCGAGUUACACUAUUAUUAAAUCCAAGGAGACUGAGAUGGUGGUGGAAGGGCUGAAGCCCUCUUCAGUCUACAUCUUCCAGGUGCGAGCCAGGACCUCAGCAGGCUAUGGCGCAUUCAGCCGACGUUUUGAAUUCCAGACAAGCCCUUACUUAACAGCUACCAGUGAGCGUGCUCAAGCUUCAAUAGUCGUCGUGGCCAUCACGUUGGCUCUGGUCCUGCUGGCAGUAGUCGCUGGAUUCCUGCUCAGUGGACGGCGGUGUGGCUACAGCAAAGCAAAGCAGGAUCCUGAAGAGGAGAAGAUGCACUUCCACAAUGGUCACAUAAAGUUCCCGGGGGUGCGUACCUACAUUGACCCCCUCACCUAUGAAGAUCCCAACCAGGCAGUGCAUGAAUUUACCCAGGAGAUCGACGUCUCAUUCAUCUCCAUAGAGAGGAUCAUCGGAGCUGGGGAGUUUGGCGAGGUGUGCAGCGGACCACUGAGGCUGCCUGGGAAGAGAGAGAUCCAGGUUGCCAUAAAGACCUUGAAAGCAGGCUACACAGAGCAGCAGAGACGCGACUUCCUGUGGGAGGCAUCAAUCAUGGGCCAGUUUAACCAUCCAAACAUCAUCCACCUGGAGGGCGUGGUCACAAAGAGCAAGCCAGUGAUGAUCAUCACUGAAUACAUGGAGAAUGGAUCACUGGACACUUUCCUCAAGAAAAAUGAUGGUCAGUUUACCGUAAUCCAGCUGGUUGGUAUGCUGCGUGGCAUUGCGUCUGGCAUGAGAUACCUCUCCGACAUGGGCUAUGUCCACCGUGAUCUUGCAGCUCGUAACAUCCUGGUCAACAGCAACCUUGUUUGUAAAGUGUCUGAUUUUGGCCUGUCCCGGGUCCUGGAAGAUGACCCGGAGGCUGCGUACACCACGCGGGGCGGGAAGAUUCCUAUUCGCUGGACGGCUCCAGAGGCGAUUGCAUACAGGAAGUUUACCUCUGCCAGCGAUGUGUGGAGUUACGGAAUUGUCAUGUGGGAGGUGAUGUCAUAUGGAGAGAGGCCGUACUGGGAGAUGUCCAAUCAAGAUGUAAUAAAGGCAGUAGAGGAAAGCUACAGGUUGCCCGGUCCUAUGGACUGUCCUGAGGCUCUGUACCACCUUAUGAUGGACUGUUGGCAACGAGAACGCAGCAACCGGCCCAAGUUUGAUGAGAUUGUCUGUCUACUAGACAAACUCAUUCGAAACCCUAGCUCAUUAAAAAAACUGGUCAACUCCUCACACAGGGUUUCAAACCUGUUAGUGGAGCAUGCCAGUGUAGAAGGGGGCUGCAGCACUCGGAGCCAGACCGUAGGGGAGUGGCUCGACUCCAUCAAGAUGGGUCGUUACACUGAGCUUUUUAUGGAAGGAGGUUACUCUUCACUGGAGACGGUGGCUCAGAUGACAUCAGAAGAUUUGCGAAGAGUAGGAGUAAACCUGGCUGGACAUCAGAAAAAAAUCAUCACUAGCAUUCAGGAGAUGAGAGUCCAUAUGAACAACACCAACUCUACUGUAAACAUCUGAUGCAUAUGUACAGGCACACGCACACACACACGCACACAUAUAAACAUACACACAAUAUAUGGACCUAGUAUGUGACGAAAAGACUCGGAUUUGCUGUUGGACCUAGAGCGGCUAAGCACUUUCUAUGGACAAGGAAACCCAGUGUUUAUGGAUCUAAACUGGGGGGCCCACAUUUUUGUGGUUCUUUGUGUGUGCAGUUUGCUUGUGGUGUCAUUGGGGAUAUUUGACAUUGCAGCACUAAAACCAAACUGAACUGAACUGAGUGUUGCUACAUGAAGGGAAUAUGAUGGUGAGCUUAACUGAACUGGACUCAAGUGAAGACUUUUCAUUCUAUUUAUUCCAUUUCUGUGAAUCUUGGGGAUUCUGAUAUCUCUGUGCACUGUUUGGAUUCUCUCAGAUCAAAAUGAAACAUCGACUGCAGAUCUGGCUCUGAGAGCAACCAGCACUUUCUUUGGCUGUAUCACAAUUAUGGGAGUUUCAUGCAGUGGGCUCAAACUGAACUUCUUCAGCCUGUCUCAGGUGAUCUGAACCCAGUGGAUCUGAACAGUACUGACUUUUUUCUCUCGCAAUUUUCUCUAGAAUUACAGUUCCAUGAUAAUUAAUUGAAUUGAACGGCAUUCUCAGGCAGGGUAAACAUGUAAUUAUGGACCAAGAGCAAAGUCUUCAUUCAUUUUAGUCUUUGCUAUGCCACGCUGAUGUGCUUUGGAUUUAGUUGAUGACCGUUUGGCAAGUCUUCAAGUGACACUACUGCUGUUGUAAUCCAGCUGUACUGCUCACGGUCCAGACUCGCAUUCAACAUCAUAUACUUCAUUAUCUUCCAAAGCAAUUCAAGACAGGAGUACAUAUUGCAAGAGUCAUUGUUUAGAGAGGCUGCAAUUUAAAAUACUGCAGUCAUUGACAAGGAGACCUUCUGGGUCUCGCUUUUUCCAGAAGAGAUGGGUCUUAUUGAACCUACAAAAGAAAAGUGUGAAAAGUUAGGCUUUAGGCAUUAGGAUCCUCUCUAUAUCUGUAUUUCUGGCUGAAUGUAUAGCACUACACUAUUACAUAGAACACAGCGCUCAGUUGCAGCAUCAACCUGUUAUGUUUGAUAUGUAAAUGCUGUCAAAUAGGGAUAGAAUGUGGAAAUAGAACCAUUCUUGUCCUUAAAACCAGCCUCUGAAUGAAGCUGCAGAUUGUGUAAGAGAUUCAGCUUUCCAUCAUCUUUGCUUUGAAAAUCUGCAGGAAUCUCCACUGAGAUCUUGAUUGGUUCCUACAGAACUGAGCUCAACUCCUAAACCAUCCAGUUUCUAAUUGAUAGUUGCUUCAUAUAGUGGAUACACGAACUUUCAGUUUCCCUGCAACCUUCGUGUAGGUUCUAGCGAAAACAUCACACAUGCAAAUCAGUAACACAGCUUCAAUCAGAGUCUAUCAGGACUAUUUACUGGAACUUUUGCGCAGACACAAAUGGAUUCUUCACCCAUAUUCUGAUGAUCUCAUGCAGUUUCUACAUCGGACAUUCAAAUGGAAGUCACACAGGACAUUUCACAUCAUGUUCAAAGGCACUUCCAGUAGGAUUUAGCUCGAACAUUCAGUCCAGUGGAAAUGUCAUUCAUGGAAAGUUCAGUCGAACCUGAUGGAACAGUUGUUUGUGUAAAAAUGGAACUGCCAUUCAGAUACUCCUGGAAAGGAUCUCCAAGAUCCUAGUGGGACUGUUUACUGAUCUUCUAAUGGAAUUUCUACUAGAAUCCCAAUGCAGCCUUCACUCAAGAGUACACUCAGAUUUUCAUGGAGCCUUCAAUUAGAACCAACAACCUUCAGGUACGGCAGAAAACCCUCAGUAAUCUGUUCAGUCCACCAGUCUACACCACACGUCUGCCACACCACAAUAAACCUCACUCGUACAGGACUGCUGAAAAUAAGGAGGCAAUAUUGAUCAACUUGAUAAUCAUUUAUUUAUUUAUACUUGUUUAAAAAAAAUGAGCAAAAAUUAUGUAGACGGUUUGUGUUUCAUCAUAAUACUCUCUGUUGGACUACUGAGCAGCUCUGCCUACAUGUCUUUCAUGUAUAUAAUGUAUUAUAUAUUUAAAGCAGGGAGCUUUGUUCUUCUGUCUACCAUCAUGUGGACAAGUUGGUAUUGAUCAAGCAUCUCAGAGUAGUACACAUUAGUAAAUAGUGACAAAUAUUCUAAAUCAGCAUUCCUGCUACAUAGACCUGGGCCAAUGUCAGGUGGGGGCAACCAGCACAUCUGUCCCCACGUAAGGGUGCCCUAAAGGGUAUGCAGAAUUAUCAGAUAUUCAUGUUAUGUUGUUGGUGAUUGUGUUUCAUUUCAAGUUUUGAUGCAAGACCUAGAAAUAUUUUCAGCGGCCCUAAAUGAGACAACAAUAAAUACUCUGUUGUCUCUAAAAGAUGGAGAAGUAUGCACAAGGAUUAAUAUGUGAACUUCUAGUAUGUAGGUAGAUAUACAAUGAUGUCAAUGAUCAAGCCCUUGUUUAACUUUUUUGGUAUGCUCUGUUAUACAUUGCUACUCAGUGCUUUAUUGCUAAAACUUGACCGUUUCACCGUUGUGUUCACUGAAGCAGGAACUGAGUUAUGACAGUAUAUAUAUCCAUCCUCUUUGCAGAUGACAUGCUAAUAUUUUUCUUGGUUAAAAACAGUGUACUGCUAGUGCUGUGGCAUAAGAGUGGAAACAAAAUGAGAUUGUAAAGCUAGUUUUAUAAGAGGUGGUAUCACUUGACUGUAUGAAAAGCAUAGAAAAGCACAUAAGAAGAAUGUAAGGUUUUAAAGGGGUAUUUCACUUUUUUAGAAAACAUGUUUCGCUUUAAAACACUCUGACUUCCAUGAGUUCAAGAGGAGUCAAAGUAAAAGACUUCUUUGGUGGUAAAAACCCACCUCACUCAUGGCUUUUAAGCUUUUACACCUGCUGUCAAGUUCAAGAUCAUCCUUCUUGACUGGUUUCAUAAAAGAAUGUGAGUGGGCAACGGUCACAAGUGUUAUGCGUAUGUGUAUUUAAAAAUUAAAAUGUUCUACCAGAGUGAAAGUUCACUUGAAAGAUAAACAUCUGCAUAGUCUCUUUAGUCUACAUUUAUCAUUGUGGAGCUUGUACGUUAAUAUACUAUAUUGUAGUUUUAAUGGUGGGGAACAGUAGCUAUUUUGCAAUAUUAAAUGUGUGGUUUUGUACCUUUUUUUAAGCCACAGUGUAAAUUUUUUAUUCAAGUAGGUCUUAUUUAUGUCUUCAAAAAAACUCUUUGGCACUAAAACAUAUAUACUGUAUGUAGACUAUUGUGGCUAUGCAGAUCUUUAAUUUAGCGGGGGAAUGCAUCAGUGAUAUGGUGCACCUUUUAUAUAGACAAUAUAAGGCAUGUACAGUGAAAGUUAUCAUGCUGGGUGCUUUUAAUUCACCAUCCAGCAUGUAUUCAAUUAAAACUUCUUCAGCCGUAUGAAUACCAUAGGCGUUUGAUGAAGUCUCACAGUGUUUUGAUCCUGUCCAAAUUUCAUGGUAUUGGCUUUUUACAACCACCCUUCUCAACUUAAUUUUCAACUUAAAGCCUAUGCCUGGGGCAUGAACAAUUGGUGAAUAGUACACCCUUAUAAGUGCCUCUCAUCUUUCAAGCACCAUUAUGUCCUCCCCCUGCCAAAAUGCUAUGCCCCAAUUGUGCCCCAACUUUCUAUGUAUUUGCUUUUUGCCAACAAUAUCUACAGGCAAUAACAAGAAUGUCAGACAAUGUGUAUGUUGGAACUAAUUUAAUUUGCACUUUAUGAGAAAUCUGUUGCCCUUUUGUUUGACUAAAAAUGUCUAUAGGUGACUGACUUUUUAGUGUCAAAGUUUUCUUAAUUAUUUACUAUGUAAUUACUAUAAUUACUGUGUUCCAUUAUGCUGAUUAUAUCACUUCAUAUUCUCAAUGCUUCCGCAAUUUGACAGUUAAGCACAAAGCAUUGGUAAUAUUUUUAAAAACAAAUCAAAGCUAUAUAUAUAUAUGGAAAACUAAAGCAUCAUUGAUGUAGAGCACCAUUUUCUUGUGUACGGCACAACGAUACACCUUCAGAACGUAAGCACAGGGUUUGACAGAAAUCUUAUAGGACAACAAGCGGAUGAUAGGAUUUUGUACAAAGGUCAAUAGCACUAGCCCUUGAUGUCAACAAACUUCAGCCAGACAUUUUGUUUUACCAUUUUUAGCAUUACCACUUUUAAGUACAAAAGUGUAAAAACAGGUAUUGAUUUGUUCUCAGUGCAAGCAACAAUAAAAAAUACAGUUUAAUGAUAGGUCUUGCUGCGCAAAUAUCUUAAUUCAUUCAAAUGAUUUAUUCUCAGCACUUUUGCAAUGGCAUGAUUUUAUCCUGGCCGUCUCUUAUUAAGCAAUUCUCAUUCAGCAGGAAGAAACAAAGCACAGCAAACCAGCAGAGACUGAGAUUUUUGAUGUGUUGUUACUCGACAAUGACUGUCAGCUGGGACUCCAUCAACCAUGCAGUGAAGUGUUUAUGCAGGAGCCAAUUUUUUUGUGUUAAAUUAGGUUACAUAAAACCUUUGACGUAACAUCAGAAUCAGCAACAAAUUUUUAUAAGUUCUUGCAUUCCUACACAUUGGAGUUUUCAGAAUUGGCUCCUUUAAAAAAAAAAAAAAAAAAAAAAAGCACUGCAUACAUCGUUAGAUAGGAGGUCUGAUUCUAGCAUAUGUACAAAAGCAAUACCUGAUAUUAAUAGCAAAAAAUCAUAUUUGCAUACACAAAUGUGUGAGGAUAUGACAACCGUAAAAGGUUGUACUGGCAUCCUAAUAGUUUUAAGACACUUCAUAAUGAUGAAAAACAUAGUGUUGGUGUCUUUAAAAACCUCAGAAAUAAAGCAGAGAAGUGGGCGGGGUUAUGUCUGGGCAGUGACAGUCCUAAUGACUUCCUUAGACUAUAUAACUAUUUCUGACAAGCUGUUUGAGCAUUUCCAAUAAGUAGACAGUAUGGCAUUUCUUUCAGUUGAAUCAUCAGCUCCAGACAAUGAGCAACUGUGCUGAUAAAAAGUCAAAUGCACAAGGAUGUUUGGAAUAACCUUAAACUGAUUUCACAUCGCUAGCUGACAUCUUUGUCAUGGCAACAGCUAAUGAGGUGUGUGGGUAAUGUAGUAUGUUGUGCUACUGACGAACCACAUUGUGGGAAAAGGACUGUUUCUCAGAAGCCACUGUGAGUUGAAACAUUUACAACCAGUAUAUGGGUAAAAAACUCCAGUGUUUGUGUGAUGAGUUACAUUGAGAUUUUUGCUAAAAGUAAACUUCAAAUUUGCAUAUUUGCAGUGGGGAAAAUACUUCUCUACCAAUGGCUCCGCCCACUUCAUAACUGUAUAGUUAACUUCUCAGGAAGUGGAAAAUAGGUACAUUUGUUGGGUUGUGACACAUUUGGUCUUAGGGAAAAUGUGCAGCUUUCACUCAAAGUGUCAACAUACACAAGCAAGUAUGCGGUUAUUAGGUUUUCCCCAGGUAAAAGACGAUCAUGUUAUCAGUAACUCACAUAUAAGGUUUUAACAACGGAAUAACUGUUUUGUGAUUCUUUGAAAGCACAGUAAAAAUACUUAGCUAUUGAUGUGCUAUUGAUUUGUCUUUGAGACUGUCAUGUAUUAUGUUUGUGUUGAUGUUUUUGUAGUGUGUUAUCAAAUUCUAUAUUUUUGCAAUAAAACAUCUUAAAAAUCA
Messenger RNA from Dicentrarchus labrax (European seabass), 8864 nucleotides. RefSeq names its product ephrin type-A receptor 5. The transcript is spliced from 19 exons. The record is from RefSeq and is a predicted model, not a curated record. Gene Ontology annotation, molecular function: ATP binding; transmembrane-ephrin receptor activity; protein binding. Gene Ontology annotation, cellular component: plasma membrane; neuron projection. Gene Ontology annotation, biological process: cell surface receptor protein tyrosine kinase signaling pathway; axon guidance; protein phosphorylation. NCBI's taxonomy places the organism in Eukaryota, Metazoa, Chordata, Actinopteri, Moronidae. The coding region runs from base 176 to 3217 and encodes 1013 amino acids.